UCGAUAGAUGGUGCUGCGGUCAAAAGCUUCAGCCCAGAAAAUGGUACUAAGCACGAUCACCACGGAUAGUUUCGUACUAAAAUCCGUAAUGUCAAUGUCAUUUUGUAAGAGCUAUUGUUAUUGUUCAUGCAUACAAUAUUCGUAAGAUAGUAGCCAUUCAAAACGAAACGACGGCGGCAACUUCUUGAAUUCUUUUUUUUCGUGUUGCACAAAAAGCGAGGGAAACAAGGAAACAGGUUACAGUAAGUUGAGCUACACAAAAUGUUGCGAAAGAAAAUUAAGCUUGCAGCGGCUAACAAUCAAAAUGAAUCCGAACCAAAAUCAGAUCCAGACACUAAAUUGGCUAAGCAAUCGCAUCCUAAACCAUCCGACAUAACCUCGCCGUUUUUCGAUUCGAUGCAACUCUGGCAGAAAAUCUACGACAUUGAAUGUCGUUUGAGUGCCGAAUUGAAAACCAUCUCAUUUUUGUCAUCAACCAUAUCGGCUGUUUACAAUCCAAUCGAAUAUGCGGCCGAUUUGCAUUGUGCAUAUUUGAAAAAGUUUUUGAACAAAUCAAAACCGGUUCUAUUCAUUGGCAUGAAUCCCGGCCCAUUUGGAAUGGUACAAACUGGGGUGCCAUUUGGUUAUAUUCCGGCAGUACGAGAUUGGAUGAAAUUGAGCGGUUCAGUUGAAAAGCCUACACAAGAGAUUGCUGUACGUCCGGUCACUGGGCUGUUGUGCGACAAAUCUGAACAAAGUGGUCAACGUUUUUGGGGUUUGAUGGAAGAACUGUGCGGUGAGGCGGAAAAUUUCUUCAAUAAUUGCUACGUCCACAAUCUCUGCCCAUUGGCAUUCUUCCAGGCAUCCGGACGAAAUAUCACACCCGCUGAACUAAAGUCGGAUAAGAAGAAGCAGCUGCAAGACAUUUGCUCGAAAUACUUAAACGAAGCCAUCGAUUUAAUCGCACCCAAAUUGAUUAUCUCGGUUGGUCGUUACGCAGAAGAUCGCGUCAAAGAUCUGUACAAGACGAACAAAAUUGGCAAUCACAUCGAGCACAAGUGCAUUCCGCAUCCAAGUCCACGCGCUUUGAAUAACACCAACUGGAACGAGAAAGCAAAAAAUUGGCUCAUCGACAAUGAUGUCAUGAAAUACAUGAAUGACGCAUAAACCUCAAACUACAAAAAUUUCAACGUGAAACAAAUGUGAUGUCCCAAAACUGUUUCAGAAAACAGUAUUUUUUCAAUUAGUAUUUAAGUAGUAACGAAAAAAAGAAAAUUUCAUUUUUCCAUUUGAGGAAAAAAUUAUUCGCAAACUUAACGUAAAAAUUAUUAAAAUUAGUCUGCAAUAAGCUUUGAGAAAGAAAAAUAGAACAAUGGAUAAAUUUAUGAACGAUGCAUUAGAAAAUGGUCGUAUGGCAAACGAGCAAAAAGAAGUGCCCGUCGGAUGUGUGUUUGUGUAUCGUAAUGAAAUUAUUGCAUACGGUGCAAAUUUAGUGAACAAAACAAAGAAUGCCACACGUCAUGCCGAAUUCAUUUGCAUCGAUCAAGUAUUUGAUUAUUGUAAGCAAAAUCAAUUAGCAUACUCCGAUGUGUUUCAGGAAAUUUCGGUCAUAGUCACCGUUGAGCCAUGUAUCAUGUGUGCGGCGGCCUUAAAUCAACUAAAAGUGAAAGAGAUCAUUUUCGGAUGUGUAAAUGAUCGAUUCGGUGGCACAACUGUACUCAAUGUAUUCGAGUUGCUCCAGUCAAAUGUCACAUUACACGGUGAUGUACGUGCCGAUGAAGCAAUGGAAUUGCUUAAGGAAUUUUACAAAGGUGAAAAUCCAUCCGCACCCAUUUCGAAAAAAAGAAAAUCCUAAACAAAUCCAAUGUCUGUCUAGAGAUAGAAAACGAUAAUUAGAUUGAAAAUGUAAAUGUUUUAGGAUAAAAACAAAUUCAUCUAAAAUAAAAGAGCAUGAUUUUCUAUAAAAUCUAAAAA
This is a messenger RNA of Sitodiplosis mosellana (orange wheat blossom midge), 1953 nucleotides long. It is a transcript of the gene Smug, whose product is annotated as single-strand selective monofunctional uracil DNA glycosylase. The record is from RefSeq and is a predicted model, not a curated record. Bases 262 to 1146 code for a protein of 294 amino acids. Gene Ontology annotation, molecular function: single-strand selective uracil DNA N-glycosylase activity; oxidized pyrimidine nucleobase lesion DNA N-glycosylase activity. Lineage: Eukaryota; Metazoa; Arthropoda; Insecta; Diptera; Cecidomyiidae. The transcript has 3 exons. Gene Ontology annotation, biological process: base-excision repair.